Messenger RNA from Colletotrichum truncatum, 864 nucleotides. RefSeq names its product methyltransferase domain-containing protein. The record is from RefSeq and is a predicted model, not a curated record. Lineage: Eukaryota; Fungi; Ascomycota; Sordariomycetes; Glomerellales; Glomerellaceae.
AUGCAGGCUGUAGACAAUAACAUUGUCAUCGGGGAUAAGAACAAGGCAGCCCCCUGGUAUAUGCCAACCCUUGAAGGCGAGAUCUCGACCGAAUCGAGAGAACUACUCGAGAACUAUGCGCACAUCGCGCCUGAGGACGUGAAAGAGCAUGUCUUGACCAUGCGCGACAAAAUCUGGGAUGUCUUCCCGUACCCUUGCGUAGGCCACUUUAGCUUCCUGGACCUGAACCUCAAGCAACGACCAAUCUACCCGCGGAUGGUUGCCCGGCUGCAGGAACCGGAUGGGAGGCACUUGGAGGUGGCGUGCUGUAUCGGACAGGAUCUCCGCAAGCUCGUUUAUGACGGGGUGCCGUCGCAGAACAUCACGGCCGUGGAGCUGGAGCAGGGAUACAUCGACGCCGGGUACGAGUUGUUUCGCGACAAGGACACACUCAAAACACGGUUUGUGAUUGCCGACAUGCUCGCCGAGGACAACCAGACGUUGAAUGCCAUGGAAGGGCAGUUCGACACGGCACAUUUGGGUCAGUGUCUCCAUCUGUGGGAUAGGAAUGAUCAAAUGGUUGUGCUGAAAAGAGUUAUCCGGAUGCUGAAGCAGAAACCCGGGGUUAUCAUUGUCGGCCAUCUGGUUGGGCACGCUGAUGGAAUAGAACUGCCAGCCAAUUUCAACAAGCCGAGCUUACGACAUAACCUGCAGACAUGGGAAAGCAUGUGGUCUGAUAUCUCAAAGGAGACGAACACGCAGUGGAAGCUCAGGACGGUGAUUGGCGAUGACAUAGGGCACCAUAGAAAUGCAGGCGCAAAGAAGCCAGCGUGGUGGGACAAGAACUGGCGGUUCGUUGCGUUCGAAGUCGAACGAGAGGCGUAA